AUGCAAGGCACACCGGGCCUGCUACGCCUUCCCGAAGAGCUUCUCGAUGCUAUUGUCCAAUACCUGAAUCCCUCCGAAACGAUCGCCCUCGGUCGAAGUUGCAAGCAGGCAGAUAAGGCUAUAAAUUCACCGCUAGUAUGGAGACGGCAUUGCGUGGAGACAUGGAAGGGGUGGCACAGAAAACACGAAUUGGCGCAAAAGCUAGUACUCCCUCCAACGCAAACCGAGUGGCGAGACUUGUUCAAUGGGCGUCGCAAGAACGAUCGCGCUUUGCUGGAUGUCUUUGAUGAGAUGCUCCUGACACAGCGAUAUCGAUACCAACGGAUGGAGCUGAUUGCUAGCCAUGGACCCGACGCCGUGGAUAUGCUUGCUAGGAUGCGGACGGCUACACCAGACUCGGACGACUAUGUGCUUGCACGAAGAUAUUAUGCCGGCGCCAUACUGGGACAAAUACGGCGCGCGAAAGCUCUUGACAUUUGGACAAGACUAGGUCGAGGGGACUCGAUGCGGAUCGAUGAGGCACUUGGCGCAUAUGACCUGUUCGUAUAUUCAGAAUACAACCUGGGUGUCGACGAUCUUUCAGGCCAACUAGACAGCUUGGCGCACAAGAUCCAGGCCUUCAGACAAGACUUCAAUACACUCUCUAUUCGGGAGAGGGCUAUUUUGAUAGCUGACAUCAUGAGAGCUCAGGACCUGUUGGGCCUGUCUGAAGACCAGGAGUACCACGCACUACAAAAUAAUUUCUUGAGCACGGCUUUCAGGGCACAUUCAUCACUUCCUCUCCAAUCAGUCGCUCUCUAUUGCGCGAUUGCCCAGAGGCUUGGUAUAAACGCCAGCCCAUCGAACUAUCCACAGCACGUCCAUACCGUGAUUCAAGCUCCGACCGACCGGACACUCGACGGCGAUGCUCGCGACCCUGAGGUACAGGUUAACGCUCAGCAGGGAUAUAUGUACAUGGAUCCAUGGCGGUCUAGCGAAGAGGUAGCUGGUGAUCAGCUGCAACUCCGUUUAACUCAGAUGGGCAUUCCAGCCAGUGAGCACGUGAGUUAUCUUGGGCCUGCAUCAAUUCUUGAAAUGACACUGCGCACUGGACGUAAUAUUAUGGUCUCAGUCGAAGAGGCUCGCCAUCGACCUACCAAUGGUUCGACAUACCCAGACGUUGAAACAGCCUGGUACGCUAUGCUAUGGGUUAUGGUCAUCCUGGGCGACUCGGAUGAUCGCGCAGCUUUCACUCGACGCCGCCAGUUCAUUCCGUACUUGGUUCAGCACUUUCAGUCUCAUUAUCCUGAAGACAUUCAUCUGAUGGAAUUGGUACCAACAUUAUUUGAACAGCAACGAGAGCGCCAGGUAUUGAUAGACAUGCUCGCCGCCUCCCGCGACGAGGAUUGCUCAGAAAGAAUUGCCAAGCUACGUGACACUUCGAACGCGGGAGUGCAAUUCAGUAUUGGUCACUAUUUCAGGCACAAACAAUAUAAGUAUCGUGGCUUUGUGAUUGGGUGGGAUGCUCAAUGCAUGCAGCCUGCUCACUGGAUCAGUCAGAUGCGUGUGGAUGAUUUGCCCAGAGGCCGGUCGCAACCCUUCUACAACGUAGUUGCCGAAGACAAGAGUACACGGUAUGUUGCAGAGGAAAACAUUGAGAUACUCGAUGCGCGACCAUCGGAUAUCCUCAUGGAGAUUGCAGGACGUUAUUUUAAGCGAUGGAGUGAUAACGAGCACAAGUUUGAGAGCAACAUGCUCGACGACUAUCCUAAUAAUUAA
Molecule: messenger RNA, 1758 nt
Organism: Truncatella angustata
Lineage: Eukaryota; Fungi; Ascomycota; Sordariomycetes; Amphisphaeriales; Sporocadaceae
Product: Hemimethylated DNA-binding protein YccV like-domain-containing protein
Exons: 2
Coding region: 1-1758 (585 amino acids)
Molecular function (GO): protein binding; DNA binding
Source: RefSeq, a predicted model, not a curated record